Molecule: messenger RNA, 510 nt
Organism: Microthlaspi erraticum
Lineage: Eukaryota; Viridiplantae; Streptophyta; Magnoliopsida; Brassicales; Brassicaceae
Source: the annotation of a GenBank genome assembly
AUGGAAAAGAAGAAGAAGAGUGAGAGUCUCAAGCUGGUGAAAAUAAGAGACGCCAUUAAUCUCAUUAACCAAGAAGUGAAUCUGCUUGGUGUCGUCAUUGAACGAAGAGAACCCAAACAAUGUCGCAAUAAAGCUUGGAUCUGUACGCUACGGAUAAUUGAUGAUUCGUACCAUGAACCUGGACUUACAGUAAACGUGUUUAGUAACAAGAUUGAAGAGCUUCCUGAUAUCAAGAACAAGUACCACAAUGACAUGAUUCUGUUUACACGAAUCAAGAUGCAAUCUUUCGGCGGUGAUGGAAAAGGAGUAAGUGGUGCCUGUAGACAACGGGCCUCUUCCUUUGCAGUGUAUGAAGGAAGAAGAAGACAAGAGUUACAAGACGGAUUUGUAUGUUACCAAUACACUUCGAAUUUUCUUGAAGAAGCGCAAUACAAGAGUUCCAUUGCUUAUCUAGGCAAAGUGUUUGCCAGUAGCAGCAGCUAUGAUGAAGGUGACAACAUUUUGAUGUGA